GGUUAUCAACCAAAGGACAUUUUUAACAUGGAUGAAUGUGGACUGUUUUUCAAUCUUUUACCAGAUAAAACUUUUGCCUUUAAAGGUGAACCCUGUCAUGGCGGAAAAAACAGUAAAGAACGUUUGACAAUUUUAGUUGGGGCCAGUAUGAAUGGUAUAGAAAAAUUACCGAUUUUAGUUAUCGGUAAAUCGAAAAAACCAAGAUGCUUUCGAAAUGUUAAGUCACUGCCUUGUGAUUAUGACAGUAAUCAAAAAUCCUGGAUGACAAUUAAAAUUUUUGAAACGUAUUUGAAAAAAUUAGACAGUAAGAUGCGAAAAGAAAAACGAAACAUCAUAAUCUUCGUAGACAACUGCGCUGCUCAUUCCAAGGAGAAUAAGUACACUAACAUCAAGUUGCAGUUCUUACCACCAAAUUCUACUUCUGUUCUACAACCAAUGGAUCAGGGAGUUAUUAAGGUAUUUAAGCAGCAUUAUAAAAUGCGACUUGUGAAACGGAUGCUGGAAGGACUUGAAAAUACUGAAGAGUUAAAAAAAACAUGGGAAUCAAUAACACCAUCUGCGAUUGCUAAUUGCUUUCAAAAGGCUAGAUUCUCUGACGGAGAUACAACUGAAGAGUAUGACUUUGAAGCAGAAUAUAAAUUGUCAGAUGAUGAAACAAAUGAAAAUUUUGAUAAUGAUUGGAAAUCGCCCCAAAAUAAGCUUAAUUUCACUGCAUCGUUUAAAGAAUAUGUAUCGGUUGACGACGAAAUUUUACCUUGUGAUGUGCUUACAUUAGAGGAUAUUUGUGAAGUUAAAAAUGGCACAGAAGAACUGAGCGAAGCUGAAGAAAACGUUACUAAACUUUCUAGUUUUUCUGAAGCCAGAAAAGGGGUGGAUACUUCUCGAAAAUUUAUUUACAGUAUUGAAAAUGUGCCUUCUGAAAUGUUCAAAUAUUUACAGAAGUUGGACAAUUUUCAAUUGCAAUGA
Parasteatoda tepidariorum (common house spider) is the source of this 966-nucleotide messenger RNA. The record is from RefSeq and is a predicted model, not a curated record. Lineage: Eukaryota; Metazoa; Arthropoda; Arachnida; Araneae; Theridiidae.